This is a messenger RNA of Prionailurus viverrinus (fishing cat), 2900 nucleotides long. Its product is annotated as complement factor H-like. The transcript has 13 exons. The record is from RefSeq and is a predicted model, not a curated record. Bases 455 to 2701 code for a protein of 748 amino acids. NCBI's taxonomy places the organism in Eukaryota, Metazoa, Chordata, Mammalia, Carnivora, Felidae.
AAAUGAUUUUUAAAGGUGCUUUUAUUAUUUUAUCUUUUGAAGUGUACACACGAUAGAUCUGAAUGGGUUUGAAUAAUUAGAGAGUUAAUGAAAUCCGAAGUAUAUCACUGGUUACUGCCUUGCACAUUCCAAGAAUCUGAACAUGUUCCAACUUAGAACAGCCCGGGUUUAUAAAAACAAAAGUGGGUCACAGCAUUAACAAUCAGUGGGAGUGCAGUGGGAGUCUGAUUCCAACUCUGGCAUUGCUGGGGCCUGUGAUUGAUUUUUUUUUCUUUUACUUUGCAAAAGUUUCUGAUGGGCGGAGCAUCUAGUAAUCCCUUUCAUUCCCAAACCGUGUUUCAACUUCCUUUUGGAGCAAGUGCUUUCCUGCUCUAAUCACAACUUUUAGCUGAAGAGCAGCCGACAUAGAGUGAGCAGUGUCGGCUAUUAAAUGUGCCCCUAAAGGAUCGUCAAAAUGAGACUUUCAGCACAGGUUGUUUGGCUUAUGUGGUGGACUGUUUGUGUUGCAGAAGAAUCUUGUGACAUGCCAGUAUUUGAGAAUGCCAAAGCCAAAAGCAGUGGCACGUGGUUUAAACUCAAUGACAAGUUGGACUAUGAAUGCCACGAUGGAUACAAAAGCCAAGAUGGGCAUGCAGGUUCAAUAGUGUGUGGCAACAAUGGUUGGUCUCAUAAACCAGUAUGUUAUGAAAUAGAAUGCAAGAUUCCUGAAAUAGAAGAUAACUUAAAUACUCAGCCCAAAAAAGACAAAUAUAGAGUCGGAGAUGUGUUGAAAUUUUUCUGCACACAAAAACUUCAAAGAGUUGGACCAGAUUCAGUUCAGUGUUACGACUUUGGAUGGUCCCCUAAUCUUCCAACAUGUAAAGAGCAAACACAACAGUGUUCUCCACCUCCUCAACUCCUUAAUGGGAAAGUUAAAGAAACACAGAAAGAAAACUAUGAACACUACGAUUUGGUGGAAUAUGUGUGCAAUCCUAGAUUUCUGAUGAAGGGUGUUAAUAAAAUUCAGUGUGUUGAUGGACAGUGGACAGACUUGCCUAUUUGUAUUGAGGUGGAGACUACAUGUGGAGAUAUACCAGAACUUAAUUACGGCUACGCUGUUCAGACUUCUAACCCUCCCUAUCACCAUGGAGAUUCAGUGCAGUUCAGUUGCAGAGAAGGAUUCACAAUGAUUGGACAGAAAUCAGUUACAUGUAUAAGUGGAUUAUGGACCCAACUUCCUCAGUGCAUUGCAACAGAUGAACUUCAGAAGUGUAAAUACAGCUUAACUAUACGUGAGCCAAAUCCAUUAUAUGAGAUCGAAUUUGAUCAUAAUGAGAAGAUAAGUUACAAAUGUAGAGGAAAAUUAGAACAGAAACACUCAACGUGCAUAAAUGGAAGAUGGGAUCCUGAACUAACCUGCACAGAAGUACAAAUGCAGUCAUGCCCACCUCCACCUCAGAUUCCCAAUGCUCACAAUAUGGCAACGACGGUAAAUUAUCAGGAUGGAGAAAAAGUAUCUGUUGUCUGUCAGGACAAUUACAUAAUUCAGGAUGCAGAGGAAAUCGUGUGCAAGGAUGGAAGAUGGCAGUCAAUACCACACUGCGUUGAAAAAAGCCCAUGUCCUCAACCACCUCAGAUAGAACAUGGAACCAUUAAAUCAUCUCAAUUUUCAGAAGAGAUGGACGAACCAUUGAAACCUGAGGUUUAUGUACAUGGCACCAAAUUAAAUUACAUUUGCAAGGAUGGUUUCAGGAUAUCUGGAAAAGAUGAGAUAACGUGCCACAUGGGAAAAUGGAGUUCUCCACCUCGGUGUGUAGGACUUUCCUGUGAGCCACCACACUUGAUUCCACAUGGUAUUCUAUCUCACGUAUCAGACAGUUACCAAUAUGGAGAAGAAGUAACGUACAAAUGCACCAAAGGUUUUGAGAUUAAUGGACCUGCAUUCAUAAGAUGUUUAGGAGGAAAAUGGUCCCAUCCACCAGAGUGCAAAAACACGGAUUGUUUUAGCUUACCCGACUUCGGUAAUGCCACACCCAUAGGCCAGAAGAAGAUGUUAUAUAGGUCAGGAGAAAAAGUGACUUAUAAAUGUCCAAAUAAUUACCUUUUGGAUGGACCAAAUACUAUCCAGUGUAUUAGCAGCCAAUGGAUAGGAAAGCCAAUAUGCAGAGAUAUUUCCUGUGGGAAUCCACCCAGAGUGAAAAAUGCUAUUAUACUGGAUGAGAUGUCUAAGUAUCUACCUGGUCAGAGGGCACGUUAUGAAUGCAUCAUACCUUUUUACCUGGUUGGGGGCAGAGAAGUGACAUGUUCAAAUGGGAACUGGACACAACCACCUCAGUGCCUAGACCCUAAAGAAAAAUGUGGGCCCCCUCCGGCUAUUGACAAUGGAGACAUGACCACAUUCCCAACAUCAGAAUAUGCUCCAGGGUCAUCUGUUGAGUACCAGUGCCAGUCCUUGUAUGUGCUUGAGGGAAACAAGGUCAUCACAUGCAGAUAUGGACAGUGGUCAGAACCGCCAAAGUGCUUGGAUGUUUGUAUGGUAUCCGAAGAAACCAUGAGAAAACAUAACAUACAAUUAGGAUGGCCUUCUAAGAAAAAGAGAUAUUUCCAAACAAGGGAAACUGUUCAAUUUCAAUGUAAUCCUGGAUAUCGUAGACAGACAUCACAACAAACAUUCCGAGCAACCUGUUGGGACGGGAAACUGACCUAUCCUGUUUGUGUAUAAAAUAUGGUUAAGAUGCAGUCCUAAAAUUAAAACAUGUACAUUUAUUCAAAUUUUUCAUGCUUAUUUUGUCAGGUAUUGUUAAACUCCUUUAUAUUCAUAUCAGAAUUUGUGUUAAAUAUUUCAUGGAUGAUGUAAUAUAAUCUGAGAAGUGAAUAAAUCACUUCUUAAAGGCACUUCAUUAAAACUUGGCAAACCAAAA